AUGAAGGACCUCACAUUGAAAAUCCCCAAGUUGCCGACGCGAAAUGUCCUCACGGGCGCCGUGGUUAACUGGGACGAUGACGAGAUGGCCGGACUCGGAGACACGCCUGAAAACCUCACACUGGCCUGGAAAGAUCUGUCUGUGUAUAGGAAGAAGAAAACCCAGACUAGCAUUUGGAGGUCGGCGACGUAUGAAGAAGUCAAAGUACUCCAUGGAGUGAGCGGCGUCGUGUCUUCUGGCAACUUAGUGGCUUUGAUGGGAUCAAGUGGGGCUGGUAAAACCACGUUACUGGCAGCUAUAAGCCGUCGUGAUAAAAGCGCCACAACAGGAUACCUUAUGCUCAACGGGCGUCUGGCUGGAGCUGACCUGAUAGCCAGAAUAUCCGGCUUCGUCCCUCAAGAAGAUUUAUCUAUCGAAGAUUUAACAGUAGCUGAACAUAUGGAAUUUAUGGCACGGCUCAUGAUGGACAAGAGAUCUACAGCAACCACCAGGUCCCGUCGCGUCCAACAGUUGCUGGGGGAACUUGGCAUUUCUAAUUGCACAAGAACGAAGCUGAAAGCCUUGUCUGGUGGCGAACGGAAAAGAGUCGCUUUAGCCGUUCAGCUGCUAAACGACCCCCCCAUUCUGUUCUGCGAUGAACCCACCACUGGCUUAGACAGCUCAGCCGCAAAUGCCGUUGUGUCACGCCUCAGACGCUUGGCAAUAGGAGGGAAGCUCGUCGUUUGUUCCGUUCAUCAGCCAGCUUCUGGAGUCUUCGAGUUGUUCCACCAAGUAGUUCUGCUGGCGAACGGUCGUAUUGCGUUCCAUGGAACGAUAGAACAGGCUGAUCAGUUUUUUGCAUCGUUAAACUUCAAAUGUCCUGUGGGUUUCAACGCGGCCGAGUAUUAUGUCUCUCUCUUGGGCGUACAAAUAGAUAAAGAGGCAGAGAGCCAGGAGAGAAUAAGGCGUAUAUGCAAUGAAUACCAGCGUUCUGAUAUAGCCAUCUCAAUAGAGAACCGCGUUGGAGACGUAAAGGAUGAACUGGAGUAUUUUAAUGGCAAUGUGGACGAAAAGUUCGUGGGACUGAUCAUAUCCAUACCGUACAUGGGUCACUUCAAAGAGCUGGAUCAGAGGGACAUUCAGAACGCUGAAGGUCUCCUCUACCUCACAAUCACGGAGACGAUUUUCCUCUUCAUCUACGCGGUCUUCAUCACGUUUCCACACGAGGUUCCCAUAUUGUUGCGGGAAACCGCCAGUGGAUUAUAUUCGCCGCUACCUUACUAUUUGUCGAAGAUGAUAUUUUGGAUACCACGCGCAAUCAUAACGCCAAUAUGUUUCGUGACGUUGGUAUUCCUCAUCGCUGGUCUCCAGGGAGGCAUCCCCAACUGGAUUGGAUUCUGCUUCGUCUGCAUCCUUUGCGCUAACUAUGCGAACGCAUAUGGUUCGUUUCUGUCAGCCGUGUUCGACAGAAUGGAAACCGCAGCGCUCGUUUCUGUACCAUUCGAAUUGAUCGGUACCAUGUUUUCUGGGAUUUAUAUAAAUCUUGCUAGUGCCUCACCUUACUUCUACUGGCUGAAGUUCGUUUCUGGAUUCUAUUACGGGCUCGAGUCGAUAUCCAUCAUCCAAUGGGAUUCUAUAGAGACCAUCGACUGUGUUAGCAUCAAGGGCGUGCCCUGCAUCAAGACAGGUCCAGAUGUCCUGCGAAGGUAUGGCUACUCCGAAUCGCAUCUCUGGAGGAACUGCACAUGCUUAGUAACGAUGUACUGCAUUGCUCAUUUCAUCGCUUUCCUUAUGGUUGUCAAGAGGAGGUCGUUCCUCUCCGCAACGUUCGACAAAUUGGAGACAGCCGCUCUCUUUGCUGUUCCUUUCGACCUGAUCGGUAUCAUGUUCUCGGGGAUAUACCUCAACCUGAACAGCGUCAGCAAGUACCUAUCUUGGGUCCAUUACAUCUCAUCCUUUUACUACGGCACUGAAAGCGUCUCCAUUCUCCAAUGGGACUCCAUCACUGAGAUCAAGUGCGUCAAUAUACCAGGGAUACCGUGUAUUAAAACCGGUAGUGAAGUGUUAAAAAGAUUCGGUUACGCAGAAGACCACUUCUGGAGGAACUGCAUCGGCCUAGGAAUCAUGUACCUAGGCUUUCAUAUAAUUUCAUUUAUCAUGGUUGUUAAGAGAAGCCGUGGUACGCCCGUUUAUUGA
Messenger RNA from Leptosia nina, 2175 nucleotides. The record is from the annotation of a GenBank genome assembly. Lineage: Eukaryota; Metazoa; Arthropoda; Insecta; Lepidoptera; Pieridae.